Messenger RNA from Phialemonium atrogriseum, 2071 nucleotides. Its product is annotated as putative alkaline phosphatase. Gene Ontology annotation, biological process: dephosphorylation. The transcript is spliced from 4 exons. Gene Ontology annotation, cellular component: fungal-type vacuole membrane. The record is from RefSeq and is a predicted model, not a curated record. NCBI's taxonomy places the organism in Eukaryota, Fungi, Ascomycota, Sordariomycetes, Cephalothecales, Cephalothecaceae. Gene Ontology annotation, molecular function: alkaline phosphatase activity. The coding region runs from base 235 to 1737 and encodes 500 amino acids.
CUGAAGGAAGACUAUCGACCCGGUGCUGCAUGCAGCGUGACUCUGGCCAGUCUGGCGGAUGCGGAGGUGUUGAGGAUCGGCGUACUUAUACCUUGUAAUGCCUCCCACCAUGUGGCAAGAGGUUUGAUUCUGAUUCUGGGUACCGUCAACCUCCUUCUCCUGCAAACCCCGGUCAAGGCAUCUCCUCUUUCAGCAGUACUUGACUCGUGACUCGAGCAAUACCGUCUCGUCGAAAUGCGCUCCAACGCUGGCAUCCUCGCCGUCGGCGGCCUGCUCGCCCACUCGGCCCUGGCUGCUCCCUCGGCCAAGAACUUCAUCUACAUCGUCCCGGAUGGAUUCGGCCAGGCCUCGCAGACCAUGGCCCGAGACUACGUCUCGCUGAUUCAGAACGGCGGGAACCCCAAGGCCCCCGUCAGCAUCCAGCUCGCCGCGGACAAGAUGGUCAUUGGCAAUGUCCGUACCCAGGCAAGCGAUAGCCUGAUCACCGACUCGGCCGCCUCCGCCACCGCAUUCGGCUGUGGAGUGAAGACUUACAACAAUGCCAUCGCUGUCGACCCAAACGGUGAGCCCGUCGGGUCCAUCCUCGAGGCCGCCAAGCUGAACGGCAUGCGCACCGGCUUGGUUGUCACCAGCACCAUCAAUCACGCAACUCCGGCGUGCUACAUCGCCCACGUGGCCAACCGCAACUCGUACGAGAAGAUCGCCGAGCACGAGAUCGGCUACGGCCACCCGAUGGGCCCCUCGGCCGACAUCCUCAUGGGCGGCGGCCGCUGCUACUUCAAGCCCAAGUCGGACCCCGGGUCGUGUCGCCGCGACGACGUCGACCUGCUCUCCUUCGCCGAGGAGCACGGCUACUACGUCAUGCAGAACCGGUCCGCCUUCGACACCCUCAAGGGUGGCAAGGGUGACAUCCCGCUGCCCUUCCUCGGCCUGUUCAACGACGACCAGAUGAUGUACGAGAUCGACCGCUCCCGCCAGCCCGAAGCAGAGCCCUCGCUCCUAGAGAUGGUCCAGACGGCCUUGACGGCGCUCGACCGGGCCACGAGCUGCAAGAAGAAGGGCUACUUCCUGAUGAUCGAGGCGUCGCGCAUCGACCACGCGGGCCAUGCCUCUGACCCGGCGGCGCACCUCUUCGACACCAUCAUGUACAACGACGUCAUGGGCUUCGCGCGCGAGUGGAUCGACGCCCACCCGGACACCAUGCUGAUGAGCGCCGCCGACCACGAGUGCGGCGGCCUGACCCUGCACGGCUUCAACCCGCUGCCGCUCGGCCGCGCCUCCGCCUCCACCGAGGCCCUGGCGAAGCUGUUCGGCGAGUUCAAGGGCUCCGACGCCGAGCGCCGCGCCUACUUCGUCGGGGAGAUCUUGCCGGCGUACGGGCUCGAGGGCGCCAGCGAUGCAGAGGUCAAUACCCUGCUGGCGGCGCGCAACCUCGGCACCGAGAUGGGGAACCUGCUGGCCAGCCGGGCGGGCGUACACUUUAGCACGGGCGACCACACGGCCAGCGAUGUCACGCUGUUUGGGUACGGGGCUGGUGAGAAUGGGAGGGCUAUCAGGUCUGACAUGGCCGGGAACUGGGAUAACACCCAGCUGCCUGGGUACAUUGAGAGGGUGCUCGGAGUCAAGAUGUCCGACGCCACUGCCGCCCUGCGCGCAAACGGGACGUCGUGGGUUGGGAAGCGGGAUCUGAAUGCUCGGUCUGAUGACCACAUCCACGGCCAUGGCCAUUCCCAUUAAAGGGGCUGGAAAUGGGGUGUUUGUGGAGCAUUGAUGGAGUUGGACAGGGUAAGAGAUGUGUGUAGAAGAGGAUUUGAAAAGGGAUCGCGUCUGCGUAUCCCAUAAUGUUAAUGGCAUAAGAAACGCAGUGUCUACUUGGCUCAGUAACGUGGGAUGGUUUCUCAUUUGUAACUCUGCAGCCUUUUAUUGACUUGUCUUUCUCUUGCUCUUCUAGAUUUUUAUUCAUAUAGCGUCUCCUUGCCUUGCUGUCCGUAGAUUUGCUAGAGUCACACUCUAAUAUCAUACUCGAAGUCAGGCAAGAUGAUCUCAUGCGACUCGCAAGGGAAUCGUCAGU